This is a messenger RNA of Oikopleura dioica, 720 nucleotides long. The record is from the annotation of a GenBank genome assembly. Lineage: Eukaryota; Metazoa; Chordata; Appendicularia; Copelata; Oikopleuridae.
AUGAUAAAGUCGAUCGCGACUUUUUCGGCGCUUGCCGCAGUCGCCAGGGCUCAGACAUACCCGUAUCCCUCCUUAACUCCUACCGGUGAUCAAUGGACGGCUUGGUCCGAGUGGGCUGGCUGCGACAACCUCUCCCUUGAAGACUUCUGCUCUUUUCCGGACAACUAUCUGGCGAACAGCGUAAGAUACAGAGAAUGCCGACUGAUCGAUAGUGAAGAUCAUGAGUGGGAUCCCGCCCAGAAUGCAUCACAAGUCCAGCCACCAAAGGGCGACCCCGCACAGACAUUGAAUUUCGAUGGCCUCCUGACCAAUGGAAAGCAGGAAUCCCCCUCGAACAAUCCAGUCCUUCGAUUCGACUCGCUUGCGAUCCUCGAUUGGAGGAAGCUUGAAGCUGCCAUUUCUACCGACCCCGAACUCUUCCGUCCCUACAUUCCAGCUCCGUACAAGCGAAUCGUUUUCGAGUUCGCUCUGUGCAUCAAUGUUCACAAGUGUCCAAAGCCACUUCCGUGGUCUUCCUGGAAUUGCCACUGCCUCGGAACUGGAGAGGAUAACACUGAAAACCUCCCCUUUGCGGAUGUAACGCCGGCCAGACCACCCGAUCACGAGUUCAACUUUGCAAGGAUUGGGACAGAGACGACGGAAUCACUUGCGAUUCUGUUGGAAGGAGCAUUGCGAAUAACCCGCAAAACGGAGGCACUCAGUUCCCGAAUCAAUGUAUAA